AUGGAUACGACAUCCCCCUCUCCUUUCAUUGUCUCAAGACAAAUCAUUGCAACAACCGCUAGCAAAAACAUAACCUGCUAUUAUUCUGGCAAAAAGGAAGAAGUGCAUAUUUUUGCAAUCUUGACUAUGGUUUUUUGUUUAUUGGGAAUGUUGGGCAAUGGCCUUGUGAUCUGGUUCCUGGGCUCCUCCGUUAAGAGGAACACUUUUGCCAUUUAUAUUAUCAACCUCUCUGUUGCGGACUUUGGUUUGCUCACCUUUGAGCUGAUUAUCGAAAUCCACUGGCUUUUUACACAUUUGUAUUGUGACUUUCCCGUCGAACUCUUCCAAACAGGCCUGCUGUUAAUGUACAGUGCGGGGCAAUUUCUCCUGACAGUCAUCAGCAUUGAUAGGUGUGUUUCAGUCCUCUUCCCAAUUUGGUAUCGAUGCCACCGGCCGGUGCAUAUGUUUCCUGCUGUGUGUGCAGUUAUCUGGGCCAUUUCCUUCAUCCUCUCUUCAAUUUACUUCACAAUUGGAAGUGUUCAUAAAUAUAAACUGAAAUAUCGCCUGAAAUAUCAGUUCUUUGUUAAUGCUGUGCUUUGUCUCCCACUUAUGACCAUCUCCAGUGUCACCUUGUUUAUCAAAAUCUGCUUCAUAUCCAAAAUCCAAAGGCGGAGGAAGCUUUUGACAGCUGUCUUGCUCACACUUUUCUUCUUUUUAGUCCUGGCUUUUCCACUAAAUGUCUUUUAUUUUAUCCGGUAUUUUUCAACGUAUAUACAUCCCAACAUUCUAUAUUAUGGCUACUUGUGUAUCUGCAUUAACAGCAGCAUUAACCCUCUGAUCUAUUAUCUAGUGGGGAGACAGAAGGGUAAAACUCAGAGAAGCAUCAAGGACUUGCUUCAGAAACUUUUCAAGGAGGAAGAAAAUUGUACUAAUCAAAUGGAAACUUCAGAAGGUGCCACGAUCUGAACUCUUUAAUUUCACCAUUGUCAUCCAUAAGAAAUAAUCAUUUCUUUCCAAGCAAGCCCAUAAUUUAUUUAUUUUUAUUUAAUGGAAACUGAUCUCUAUACUGAUUAAUGUGUGUGUGAAUCCACAAUUUGUGCAGACAAUUAUCUUUGUGCAAUAUCAAAACAUUUCUCAAGUAAUCUAUUUACCUAGUAUCUCCAAUCUGAUGAUUAAUUAGCUUGUUUU
Pseudonaja textilis is the source of this 1167-nucleotide messenger RNA. RefSeq names its product mas-related G protein-coupled receptor member H-like. Gene Ontology annotation, molecular function: G protein-coupled receptor activity. NCBI's taxonomy places the organism in Eukaryota, Metazoa, Chordata, Lepidosauria, Squamata, Elapidae. Gene Ontology annotation, biological process: G protein-coupled receptor signaling pathway. Gene Ontology annotation, cellular component: plasma membrane. The record is from RefSeq and is a predicted model, not a curated record.